UGCAGGGUUUUACAUGUUCAUCACAUCUGGGUCAGGAGGCCCUGCAUGCCUGCAGCGGCGGGACAGGCGUCUGCAUGUCUGCUGUCAGGACGGACACAUAAAUACCUGGGCAUCCAGAGGCUGCUUUCACUGACAGACUGUCUGCAGGUGGAAGACAGAAGAGGAGGCUCAGAGACGCCAACAUGGUCCCAUUGAGGCUGGUCGCCUUUGGCGUGCUGGCUGCUGCUUGGUAUUUCACUCGCAUUGCAGAGGGAGAGGUCAUUUACGCCUGUUUCAAUCAAACCGCUAAGAUGUCAUGUGAGGUUGGCACUAAGAUAAAGCUGGAUCACAUCCUUUAUAAGGUUGGGGUAGGGACGAGGUGCGGGGAGGGAAAACCUUACCCAGAUGACGGACCGGACACCUACUGCUCAUUCCCCUGGGCUGAAAUGGUGGUGGAGGAUCUCUGUGCUCACAGGAGGUCCUGUGAGGUCCCAGUCACUGAGCUGGUGUUUGGUGAAUAUCCCUGUAAGGAGCAGACCCGUUACCUGGAGGUGUCCUACACCUGCGCCAAACCCCCAACUCCUCCCCCUCCACCUCCACCACCUCCUCCAACCAAACCUGACUGUGAAGACAAAUCAACCGAUAAAGCCUGAUGCCUUUUUUAACUUUGUUGUUCGUCACUGUGGACAAAACAGUUUGAAGACACAUCACCUUCAUUUCAAACAUCUGAAAGUCUUAGUAAAUAAACUUUAUGUUGUCUUUUGUUUUCUACUGUCUCACAAAACUAAAUAAAAUCUUUUAUAAUAGA
Molecule: messenger RNA, 787 nt
Organism: Etheostoma cragini (Arkansas darter)
Lineage: Eukaryota; Metazoa; Chordata; Actinopteri; Perciformes; Percidae
Product: L-rhamnose-binding lectin SML-like
Exons: 6
Coding region: 183-632 (149 amino acids)
Molecular function (GO): carbohydrate binding
Source: RefSeq, a predicted model, not a curated record